ACGAAUGUUGCUAUAACCUCAAAGAAUCUUGUUCUGUGGGAACGGUCGCAAUACCGGCUUAAAAGGGCGCUGAAGGACGCUACUAUUCGAGAUUUAAAGAAUGACACACAUAUAUUGGGGUGGCAUGCGAUAGGCCAAGUAACAAUGCCGUGAGUGUAGCUAGUGAAACAAUUGGAUAACCACUCGCGAAGUCGUCGUUUCCUAGGGAAAACUCCACACUUUGCACGGAUUGUUGUCGUGUUUCCUAUGUACUAACGUUAGCAAGACUCUGCACACUAUGUGUAAAUGUGUUUAUAGAAACUCAGUUCGGUACGAAUAACCAGUACGGUUGGUUCAAGAGAUUUCUACGUCCCACAGGAAAAUUGAUAAUCGCAGACCAAUGGAGGAAUAAGAAUGACUUCCCUAGUCAUUGUCGAGUUCUUUUAAAAUACAUCGAAUUACUUAAACGACAAAAUGGGUCAUGGAUCCAGCAGAUCUGCUUCGUCUGUAAAUAUACUAUCUACGGAUGAGUUAACUUUAGUAGAGAACCUUUUCAAGUCUAUGUCCCGUAGCUCAGGAUCUAUAAAGCGUGAAGACAUUUUCAAACACUGGUCGACUCAUUUGGAUGACAUACUGCUUCAAUUUGUUGUGCGCUUUUUAUGUCACGAACCAGGGAAAAAGGUCUCUGCGAUAAAUGGCGAAAACUUCGGCCGUUUAUACGUCUUUGCCAUACGUGGCAGUCCUGAUGAACGAACGACACUGAUUUUCGAAGGGUACUCGGAGGAAGAGAAAAAGACCGAAAUCCCUACUGCCACAUUUCUCCAGUAUGUUCAGGCAAUAAUCAACUCAUACUUAAGACUGCAAAAGAAUAGCAACAAUUCUCGCUAUCAAAGUUGGAGUAGCAUCGGCUGCACCGUGAACACCAGGCGAAUAGGAUUACGUUCACGUAGCCUCUGCGAGAAUCUAGUAAAGAAUGGAGAUACAUUAACGACUGAACAAGUAGAAAGCUGGUUUGCACACGCUUCCACGUUUAAUUCAAUCUUAUCGCACGUCUUUCAGUGCCUUUUUCUUAUCUCUCAAAAGAAGGGUGAUAAGAACACAACAGGUGUUCGUAUAAACGAUCUCAAUUUGCUACCAAUGUGCAAGGGGCUAGAAAACAUUCCUCAUUUUCCUAGCAUUCUAGGAUUAGGAGAUGUGCUAUUCUUGAAUCUAAGUUUGCCUCACGAGCUCCGCGACGAAUGGCGUUUCCUGUUCUCUAGUCAAGUGCACGGUGAAUCAUUUUCAACUAUGUUAGGCAGAAUAGUCAUGCAAGGAGCCACGCUUGUCAUCGUCCAAGACACCGACGAUCACGUAUUCGGAGGGUUUGCUUCGGAUAACUGGUCAGUGGGGUCCAAUAUGUUCGGAAACCAAAGUUGCUUCCUCUUCAUGCUGGAACCACACAUCCUGACGUUUCCAUCAACUGGCUACAACAAUCACUUUCAGUACCUGAACCUCCAUCAACAGACCAUGCCUAACGGAAUGUUUAUGGGUGGUCAGCUCAACUAUCCCGGGUUAUGGUUGGACUGUGAGUACGGUACCGGCAAGUCCAGCGUUUCCUGCACAACUUUCCAGAAUUAUGUACAACUCAGCGGCAAAGAGAACUUCACCGUGAAGCACUGUGAAGUUUGGGGAGUGGGACCCGUCCCCGAGACGGAAGAGAACGUCAGAGAUUUGGGAUCCAUUUUGGAGCAAGACCCUACCUCUCAAGUCAUGCUGGAACUCGCAGGAAGAAAGAUGCACUCGGAAGGACUUAGAGAUAAAAAGAACUAAUUCCGUAGCAACAACGUUUCGAGCUUUUGAUGGAACUUAUCUGUUACUGAAAUCGUCUUACAUCUCAUAAUGUAAAUGUGCAGUUACGACUUAGGCAAAGACUCCUAAAAAGUAGCUAGUGGGCAGUACUCGAGGAAUUAGCGUACAAAGCCGAGAAAAAAAAAUGCAAAGGUGCAUGGCUAAUAUAUUGUGCAAUAUUAUUUAUAAAGUGCGGCCCGGUGAGCCUUAACGAAGGGAAAGGGACAAUAAGUCUUUCGAAUGGAUCGCAUAGAUAUACUUAUAAACGGUAGUGUGCAGCUGUGAAUAGAUAAUUGUGAUAGGCUGUUUAGCAUACUCUCAUCAGGUAGUCGUGUCUCGCGUACUGUUAAAAAAAAAGAAAAAAAAAGAAAAAGAAACAAAAACACAAUUCUAAGAGAGACCAGAACGGCCUGAUCUACGAAGCUAAACUUAUUUCUUGUUAAAAAUUUGUUACGACGAUUUACUCGGCUGUGGGACAUCGCGGAAAGUGCGUAUCUUGAAUUACCUUUCUAACUUAUCACUGUCUAGUGCCUGAUGUUUCUAAUUUUAUAAUACUGAUUUCCGGGUGGAGGAACGAAUGGAAAAACGGUCUGCCAGCUCAAUUGCAUCCUACUGCGGAACGAUCUCUGUUAAACUCUCCUCUUACAGAUUCAAUAACUUAUUAACGCUCGAAAUCAUGUAAGUGGAUCUAGAUUAGCGCUAAAUGCCAAAUCAGGUCAAGCCCGUCGCAUUGAUGUUAAAGACGCUGAAAACAUAAUAAACGACCCGUAAAGAUGUC
Orussus abietinus is the source of this 2584-nucleotide messenger RNA. RefSeq names its product TLD domain-containing protein 1. The record is from RefSeq and is a predicted model, not a curated record. The coding region runs from base 454 to 1788 and encodes 444 amino acids. The transcript is spliced from 3 exons. NCBI's taxonomy places the organism in Eukaryota, Metazoa, Arthropoda, Insecta, Hymenoptera, Orussidae.